Messenger RNA from Argiope bruennichi, 1939 nucleotides. RefSeq names its product acetylcholine receptor subunit alpha-like. The transcript is spliced from 9 exons. Lineage: Eukaryota; Metazoa; Arthropoda; Arachnida; Araneae; Araneidae. Gene Ontology annotation, molecular function: acetylcholine-gated monoatomic cation-selective channel activity; transmembrane signaling receptor activity. Gene Ontology annotation, biological process: signal transduction; regulation of membrane potential; monoatomic ion transmembrane transport. The record is from RefSeq and is a predicted model, not a curated record. The coding region runs from base 179 to 1753 and encodes 524 amino acids. Gene Ontology annotation, cellular component: postsynaptic membrane; neuron projection; synapse.
CCCACGAUCGUCUGGCGUCUCAGUGAAGCAGCAUCCUGCACCAAGCCACGCUCGCUGCAAUCUUCUGGACUUGCCUGCCGCUGUUGUCGUUUGGAUGUGAGAGGGGCGAGAUCAGCAGACGAGAGAGAGGGAGGGAUGAUCAACAGGAGGAGGUGGUGAUUGCUGCAGGAAGGGAGAGAUGCUGUCGAUCGGGAGCAGCAGCAGGGGCCUGGCUGCUCUCCUGUUCCUCUCUAUCCUCUCUUCCUUUGCAAUACACUCUCCAGAAGGGAAUCCCGAUGCGAAGCGGCUGUACGAUGAUCUCAUCUCGCGCUACAACAAGCUGGUUCGGCCGGUGAUCAACGUUUCGGAGGCCCUUACGGUCUCCAUCAAGCUCAAGCUGUCGCAACUCAUCGAAGUGAACCUCAAGAAUCAAAUCAUGACAACAAAUCUUUGGGUUGAACAGUACUGGAACGACUAUAAACUCACCUGGGAUCCGAGGGAAUACGGAGGGGUGGACAUGCUCCAUGUGCCAUCUGACCAUAUAUGGAGGCCGGAUAUCGUCCUCUAUAACAAUGCGGACGGGAACUUCGAGGUGACUCUGGAGACGAAAGCUCAACUGGACAACCGGGGCACUAUCCAGUGGAAACCUCCGGCUAUCUACAAGAGCUCCUGCGAGAUAGACGUCGAAUACUUUCCAUUCGACGAGCAGACCUGUCUCAUGAAAUUCGGCUCGUGGACCUACGACGGGUUCAAGGUAGAUCUGCGGCACAAGGAUGAGGUGGAGGGCACGAAUCGGGUCGAGAUCGGAAUCGACCUGAGCGAAUUCUACUUGAGCGUCGAGUGGGACAUCCUCGACGUGCCCGCCAUCCGGAACGAGAAGUUCUACACGUGCUGCGAGGAGCCGUACAUCGACAUCACCUUUAACAUCAGCAUGCGCCGGAAGACGCUGUUCUACACAGUCAACCUCAUUAUUCCAUGCAUGGGCAUAUCCUUCCUAACGGUCCUGGUUUUUUACCUGCCCUCGGACUCGGGCGAGAAAGUGUCGCUGUCCAUCUCGAUUCUGCUCUCGCUGACCGUUUUCUUCCUACUGCUGGCCGAGAUCAUUCCGCCCACCUCGCUGGUGGUGCCGCUGCUCGGCAAGUACUUGCUCUUCACCAUGAUACUCGUCACGCUCUCCAUCUGCGUCACGGUGGUCGUGCUCAACGUACACUUCAGGACGCCUUCCACUCACAAGAUGGCGCCGUGGGUGAAGAGAGUUUUCCUCCAUCUCUUACCGAGGCUUUUGCUCAUGCGAAGGCCCGCUUAUCCAGACGACACUCCUAAGGUGAUGGUUCGCACCUGUAAUGGUACUGAGUUACAGCCACAGGAUUACGUGGGGGGCGGCCGCUGCCCCAGCUACGACGACCUGCCCCACUACAGUGGAUGCCGCAUCCAUGGCCCGAAGGAAGAGGACAUAACGCCUACGCCCAUGGUGGAGCCGCACCGCAGGUUGCACUUCUGCCCCGAUCUGCAGAGGGCCAUGGAAUCCGUUCACUAUAUAGCUGAUCACACGAGACGUUACGAGGAUCAAAUGAGUCAGGUGAAAGAGGACUGGAAAUAUGUGGCAAUGGUUCUGGACCGGCUCUUCCUUUGGAUCUUCUCGGUGGCUGUCCUGGUCGGCACAUGCGGAAUCAUCCUGCACGCCCCCACCCUCUACGACACGCGGGAGCCCAUCGACAUGAUGAUGUCAGAGGUCGCCAUAGCCACGUUCCACCACCACAGGGGUCUCACGUGACUCCCCGCUCACACGGUCCUUUCUUGCAGUCAUCGUCAUUGAGGAACGUCCACCAAUGAUGGCACGCAUUCGCUCUGCUUGCUGCCACGGUAGCCAUUUUGUUUUUUUGCGCCAUUUUCUUUUUCCCAGAGAAUGCUCAGAAAUUUAGACUAUUGGGAAAUUUCAUUUAUUUUGUUUUUAGGAAAA